Papaver somniferum (opium poppy) is the source of this 630-nucleotide messenger RNA. RefSeq lists its product as uncharacterized. The transcript has a single exon. The coding region runs from base 1 to 630 and encodes 209 amino acids. NCBI's taxonomy places the organism in Eukaryota, Viridiplantae, Streptophyta, Magnoliopsida, Ranunculales, Papaveraceae. The record is from RefSeq and is a predicted model, not a curated record.
AUGGGAAAGUUAAAGUCGCUGGGUUCCUUUCUUACUAGUUGGAGCAAAAGGAAAAUAGGUUGUAUCAAGAACAAGAUUGGGAAAUUAAAAAAGAAAUUGCUUCAUCUACAAGGUCUUAAUCCUUCUGUGGAUACUCUUCAACAAGAAAAAGUAACUUCAGAUCAGUUGAACGAGUAUAUCAUUAUGGAAGCGACUUAUUGGGAGCAAAGGAUGAAACAAAUAUGGUUGAAAACGGGUGAUCGAAACUCUAAACGAUUUCAUCUGUCUGUUCAACAACGAAGACAAAAAAAUAAUAACUCAAGUCUUCAAGCAAGUAAUGGACAAUGGAUCACUAAUCCUGGGGCAAUAGCGGAUGAAUUAAUAUCAUUCUUCAAAAAUCUAUUUCAAGAAGAUUUUAACGUCCGGCAUCCUUCUGACCUACAACAAUCUGCAUUCUCAAUGGACGAUGCUGCCAACUUAUCAAUUGCUGCAACUCCUACUUCAGAUACUGUUUGGAAGGUGGUAAAAGCAAUGAAUCCUUUUGGAUCUCCGGGACCAGAUGGAUUUCCUGUUAUCUUGUAUAAGAAAUGUUGGUCCAUAGUAGGGGAAGAAACAGUUAAAGUUCAUCCAAGAUAUCUUCAACAUUGCUGA